Molecule: messenger RNA, 562 nt
Organism: Orbicella faveolata
Lineage: Eukaryota; Metazoa; Cnidaria; Anthozoa; Scleractinia; Merulinidae
Source: RefSeq, a predicted model, not a curated record
AUGGGAAACUCCACAGAGUACGAGGGAAAACAGAGUUCACAUCACUUUUCCAUUAAGUCACCCUGUUCUUCUUCACCCUGUCAAAACGGAGGCACCUGUGUGGCGAACUACAAAUAUGACACAUUUGAAUGCCUUUGUAACAAAGAUUUCUCUGGAAAAAGUUGUGAAAAAGUUGCAGCAGUUCUUGCGUCUUGCAGGAAACUCCAUGAUGUAUACAUGUCGUUGGUGAGUCAGCUGGUUACGCUCCAUGUUGACUCAAAACCAAUUUCUGUUUUCUGUCAUAUGGGAGAUUUUGGAUGUGGAGAUGGAGGAUGGACGCCGGUCAUGAAGAUUGACGGCAGCAAGGUAUGGCAUUUACAGGCUUUUUCUUAGAGAGCUGAGAGCUGCAAAAUUUAAUGGUUUUCGAGAAAUGGGCAGACAGAUCGCCCACGCUUAACUGAUAACUGAUGAGAUUACAGCUCCCUCAUCACGACUCGCAUGAAGAAAGAAACCGAACGUUUUUUGGGAAGUUAUGCUCAUAAGAUGAACCUCAAUGCCGCGUUUUAUAAUGUUAUAAUUUUCG